AUGGGCUUUCUUCCUGACCUCAAAGCUCCUUUCGAAGGCUCUCGAAUAUUGUCUCUUAGUAUUUCCUCUGAACGUCAUAUCCGUCAUCCCGUCCUCCGCACCGCCGGAUUACCUUUGGGCACAUGGACCCCGGACGAAGCGGACGAUCACAUGUACUCCGGACUCAACGGAUGCGGUCCAUAA
Molecule: messenger RNA, 183 nt
Organism: Colletotrichum lupini
Lineage: Eukaryota; Fungi; Ascomycota; Sordariomycetes; Glomerellales; Glomerellaceae
Exons: 3
Coding region: 1-183 (60 amino acids)
Source: RefSeq, a predicted model, not a curated record